AUGCUUGGAGGGCCGGUGCGCAUCUUCUACCUGGACGCUGUCUCCGAGCGGUUGGCGCCAACUCGCCGUUUACACCGGAAGCAUCGACUGCCGUCAAAGCCAUUUCCGCCCGUCCACCUGAUCGCCUGGAAACGAAUCUGGAUGCUGGGAGCUGGGUCAAAGCCUCGGCCGUUCACCCUGAAAGCCUCAGCCUGGCCUCCGGGUAGCCAGGGUGACGAAGCGGCAAGCCCAGCAACCGCAUGCUUUGGCUCCAGACACGAGGUCAGCUCACAAUCGGUCGCCUGGCAACAGACGCCCCUCGGCCAGCUCACUCACGAGGCAGUCGUGGCCAGGGAAACUGCUGUACCUCCGCCGCCUAGGCUUCCGGUCACGGAAGUACGGCUUCGUGGAGAGCAACUUUUGCGGAACUUACGCUGCGGCCUAGGAGACAAAGAGUCAUGCAUUGGGCAGCCGAUGCAGCGCGGUUCAGAGAAACGAUUCAACAAAAUAAACAGCUGUCACGAGAAGAAAGCGCUACUGGAUAAUCAGAGGUCUUAA
Molecule: messenger RNA, 537 nt
Organism: Protopolystoma xenopodis
Lineage: Eukaryota; Metazoa; Platyhelminthes; Monogenea; Polystomatidea; Polystomatidae
Source: the annotation of a GenBank genome assembly